AUGGCAAGGGUCUGGAAGGUACUCGUGCUGGUGGUAGGCUUGGCAGCGGUGGCCUGUUUGGCCCAGAGCCGUCUGAGCUAUGAGGAGAUUGUCAACCUGGCCUUGCGGUUCUUCAAUCAGGGGCGACGAGGACAGCCCAUCUUCGGCCUGCUGGAAGCCAUCCCACCACCUAGCUCAAAUUUCACCAGCAAGAUCCCGCUCAACUUCAGGAUUAAAGAGACGGUGUGCGUUUUAGACCGGCUGAGACGGCCCCAAGACUGUGCCUUCAGGGAGGACGGAGAGGAGCGGACCUGCAUCGGCAGCUUCUUCAUGCUGAGGCGUUUCCGCGUCCUGACCGUCGACUGCGUCCCGGACCGUAAGCAGGAGCAGGAGCAGGAGCAGGAGGGCUCCCGGGUGAGGCGUUCUGCUCAGUCUCCUGAGGCAGCCACUGAGGAGAUUGACAGCUCCAAGCUGCCACCUGCGGUCAGGGACGCGUACGAGAAAGCCAAGUACGACAUCAUCAGCAACAUCCUGGCUAAUUUCUAGGGCCGGAGGAGGGAGAGGAGCCCCUGCAUCCCCACUACAACCUCCUCUUCCCGCCCAUCCACUCCCUCUGCUGCACUCAACACCUCCUUUCCUUCACAGCCUGAGCCCAUCCACAUGCCUCUGCCUUUGCACACCUAUUUCCUUCUGCCUGGAAUUCCUGCCCAUCCUGUGUCUGUAAAUCCUAUUCAUUCUUCAAGACAUAGCUCCAAAGUCACCUCCUCCAGGAAGCCUCCCAGUUCUCCCCCCACGCAGAAGUGUCCUUCCCUCAUCUGUGCAUUCACAAUCCUCAAACCAUGCUGGCAUUACCUGCUGUGCCCUGGCCAGAUAGCUCUGUCUACUCACAAUUGGGCCCUCCUGAACCAGCUGCAGUUGGCUGUGGAAUGAGUUUCUCAACGAGAUGCUUCUGGAAUCCUUGGAGGGCAGUUGCUUUUGUGCAGGACCCUGAGCAUCCUUGCUCCUUGCCCAGUCACUGUGACAACUAAAUGUCUCUUCACAUAUCCCAGCACCUCCAAAGAGGUCAGUCCACCCUCUGGUGAGACCCACAGGGGAGAGGCUCAAUAAAACAUUUCUGAAAUAAA
This is a messenger RNA of Equus quagga, 1103 nucleotides long. Its product is annotated as 15 kDa protein B-like. The record is from RefSeq and is a predicted model, not a curated record. Gene Ontology annotation, cellular component: extracellular region. NCBI's taxonomy places the organism in Eukaryota, Metazoa, Chordata, Mammalia, Perissodactyla, Equidae. Gene Ontology annotation, molecular function: cysteine-type endopeptidase inhibitor activity. Gene Ontology annotation, biological process: defense response. Bases 1 to 525 code for a protein of 174 amino acids. The transcript is spliced from 4 exons.